Messenger RNA from Notechis scutatus (mainland tiger snake), 5484 nucleotides. It is a transcript of the gene NR2C2, whose product is annotated as nuclear receptor subfamily 2 group C member 2. Gene Ontology annotation, molecular function: sequence-specific DNA binding; DNA-binding transcription factor activity; zinc ion binding. NCBI's taxonomy places the organism in Eukaryota, Metazoa, Chordata, Lepidosauria, Squamata, Elapidae. The record is from RefSeq and is a predicted model, not a curated record. Gene Ontology annotation, biological process: regulation of DNA-templated transcription.
CGGAGUGGGGGGGGGAGAAGAGAGAUGGAGGGGGCCACGACAAGCGUAAUGCUGUGAAGAGGAAGCAGGCGAACGCUCCCAGGCGGCAACAGCGGAGAGAACAGUGCCUGAAGGGGUCACGAACUCUGACCUUUCGCCAAAAAGGCACCCUCUUUUCCCCUCCCCCCACCAACAUUCCUCCUGCAACCCCCCCUCCUACGCUAACCCCUUCGGUGCCGCUAUCUCCGCCUUCCGCUGCCCCCCUCCUUGGAGGAAGGCGGCGGCGGAGGCCCCCCCCCCCGUCACGAACCAGGCCCAGCGAACCGUUAAGAGGAAGCCACAGCCAAGAUAGCUUGGCGCCAAAUCCUGAGGUUCAAACUGUCCAGUCAACCUUAUCUGAAACUCCAGUGAUGACCAGCCCUUCCCAGCGCAUCCAGAUAAUCUCCACAGACUCCACUGUAUCGUCACCGCAGCGUAUUCAGAUUGUUACAGAUCAGCAAACAGGGCAGAAAAUUCAAAUAGUGACAGCAGUGGAUUCAUCAGUAUCCCCAAAGCAACAAUUUAUACUUGCUAGUCCAGAUGGUACUGGAACAGGGAAAGUAAUACUAGCUGCACCUGAGACUUCUAAUACCAAGCAACUUAUUUUUACUACCACAGAUAAUAUUGUGCCAGGCAGAAUACAGAUUGUUACUGACUCUGCCUCUGUGGAACGUUUAUUGGCUAAAACUGAUGUCCAGCGGCCACAGGUAGUAGAGUACUGUGUUGUCUGUGGAGACAAAGCAUCAGGUCGUCAUUAUGGUGCUGUCAGUUGUGAAGGAUGCAAAGGCUUUUUUAAAAGAAGUGUGAGAAAAAAUCUGACAUAUAGUUGCCGUAGCAACCAGGACUGUAUCAUCAAUAAACACCACAGGAAUCGUUGCCAGUUUUGUCGGCUCAAAAAAUGCCUUGAGAUGGGAAUGAAAAUGGAAUCUGUACAGAGUGAAAGGAAGCCUUUUGAUGUACAACGUGAGAAGCCAACCAACUGUGCUGCUUCAACAGAAAAAAUAUAUAUUAGAAAGGAUUUAAGAAGUCCUCUGAUAGCAACCCCAACAUUUGUUGCAGAUAAAGAUGGGGCUAGAUCAGCCAGUCUUCUGGAUUCAGGGAUGCUUGUAAAUAUUCAGCAGCCUUUAAUACGGGAUGAUGGUACAGUGCUACUUGCUACAGAUCCCAAGGCUGAAACAAGCCAAGGUGCUUUGGGAACAUUAGCAAAUGUUGUAACAUCACUUGCCAGCCUUAACGAAUCUCUUAAUAAUGGAGAUACUUCAGAAAUUCCACAAGAAGACCAAUCUGCAAGUGAGAUUACUAGGGCAUUUGAUACUUUGGCUAAAGCACUUAACACUACAGAUGGUGCCACAGCACAGAAUCUAGCCGAUGGGAUGGAUCCUGCGGGUGGUGGAAAUAUUCAUGUCAUUAGUAGGGAUCAGUCCACUCCGAUUAUUGAAGUUGAAGGACCUCUCCUUACAGAUACUCAUGUGACAUUUAAGUUAACCAUGCCUAGCCCAAUGCCAGAGUAUCUGAAUGUGCAUUACAUAUGUGAGUCUGCAUCACGAUUACUUUUUCUUUCCAUGCAUUGGGCCAGAUCCAUUCCUGCUUUUCAGGCACUAGGGCAAGAUUGUAAUACAAGCCUUGUGCGUGCCUGUUGGAAUGAGCUCUUUACUCUAGGCCUAGCCCAGUGUGCACAGGUGAUGAGCUUGUCAACUAUCUUGGCAGCAAUUGUCAACCAUUUGCAGAACAGCAUACAGGAAGAUAAACUUUCCGGAGAUCGAAUAAAACAAGUGAUGGAGCACAUCUGGAAACUCCAGGAGUUUUGUAACAGUAUGGCUAAACUUGAUAUUGAUGGAUAUGAAUAUGCUUAUCUUAAAGCGAUAGUCCUCUUUAGUCCUGAUCACCCUGGUCUUACAAGUUCCAGCCAAAUCGAAAAAUUCCAGGAGAAAGCUCAAAUGGAGCUGCAAGACUAUAUUCAAAAAACUUAUCCAGAAGAUACUUACAGGCUAGCUCGAGUUCUAGUUCGCCUGCCAGCUCUUAGACUGAUGAGUUCCAGCAUUACAGAAGAACUCUUUUUUACUGGUCUUAUUGGAAAUGUUCCAAUUGACAGCAUCAUCCCCUACAUCCUGAAGAUGGAAACAGCAGAGUACAAUGGUCAAAUAACAGGAUCGUCUUCUUAGAAGGAAUUAGCUCAUCCUGUUGGACCUGAAUGUUAAUUUACUGAUUCCGUGGGAUAAGGUGUACAAAUGUUUUCAACGCUUUUCGUUUUCUUGUUAAAAAUUCUUUUAUUCAAAAACAAGGUUUAAAAAACCCUACAGAACUUUUUUCUAUGACCUAUUUCUGCCAGAACAAAUAUUUGAAUUUGUUUUUCUGAAAUGAUACAGUGAAUUGAUAAAUAUAUCUUUAAUAUGUCUUUUUAUUUAAGUAUUAUUUAUGAGUACACUAUAGCUUCUCUUAUGACAGAAUACACAUUAAAAAUAUAUAUUCUGAACUUUAGCUUGGAUCCAAAAGGCUCCAAGAUGUCUUCUGCAAAAGGAUUGCCCCCUCCCACAUCACAGCCCUUGUUCUUUCCCCCACUUUCCAAAAUGAAAUGCCACUCCAGGACAGCAUGAAGCAUAGCAUGCUAGUUUGUUGGAGAGAAAAAAAUGUUUACAAGAUAAAUGGGCUUUGAAUGCAGUCUAUAUUGUGUGCUCACUCACAUACAUGCAGAUAAUUUAAAAUUAGCAAGAUGUAGGAAUGGUCAGCACUUCCAAAGAAUGUUUUAUGAAAGUAAGAUAUUACCCUCAUAAUCUUGCUUCCUUGAAUAGGGUAAAUGAAUAGCAUUUUAAUUACAGAUAUAUACUAAUAAUUUCUAUGAAAACUUACAGCCAUGGCAGACAAUCAAUCAUUUAUGCUACAAAAUUUUUAAUUACAUUUGUUUAUUAAUAACAUGAUUCUUUUAAUGAUGUUUGAAUUAAAUUUUGCUAAAUGAAUAGAAAUGUUUAUAGCAUAGGAAAAGCAUAAUGUUUAUGGCUCAACUGUAAACUUGAUAGACUCUAUAGAAGUUAUUUACACUGAAAAACAACACACUACUUAUAGUGAGGCACUUCUGAGAAUUUUAAGAUGUUUGCCAAUAGUUUAAAAAAAAAAAACGUGGGACACAUCCAUCACUUUAAAUAAGAACCACAUGCCUUUUAUAGACAGAACAAUUUAAAAAAACAAAUUUCAUACUCAUUCCUUCUAAGAAUGAUUCAUUCCUUCUGGGAAGACUGACUUUGGCACAGUUCUGAUAUCACUAAAUUAGUGAGGAAUCUAUUGAUUAUUGAGAUGUUGCUUCUCAAAGGAGUCCUACAAUCAGUUUGGAGCACUCCAGUAACAGUGGUUCAACAUUCCUAAUGAUCUGCCAAAACAAUCUUAGAAAGGUGGGAUGAAAGCAAGAAGGAACUGUAAUAGCAGUGAAAGAGAAUACAUAUAGCCUAACUUCUGGGUCUUUGGUAUGUGUUUGGCUAUGUGGCAGACGGUUCAGCUACAGUAGAUCCUGGGUUCUGCCUAGCCUGGUCAUCAGAGUAUGAUCACAGCGGGGAAGUUUCUUAUAGUCCCUGCAGUAGAAUUCCAUGGAACUAUAAAGUCGUAUCCUAAGAAUUCAGAUUUUGAUUCAUUCAUUUUCUCAGCCUGAAAUCCAGCUUACAUUCUGAAACAUAUGCCAUGAUUUCUACAGAAAUGAUACCCAUAGUGUAGAAAAAAGAAUAGUCAUGUGUUUAUUUAUAUUAUGCUGUAUCUGUUUUCCCAAUAUUGUAUAUGUUCUAGAAUUAUUCAGAAUCUGAUAAAUCACCUGGAGUCAUAGUACUAAAAAUGCCAUGUACAAUCUGUCAAAAUAUUAAGGCUGGCCAAUUCUACUCAUAUCCAGUACUGCUUUUAGAUUUCAUAUUAUAUUGUACAAAACUUCUGUAUUUCAAAUCAUAGUUGUAAUUUUUAUUUCAUACAUACAUACUUUUUUCAAAUUGACUUUUAUAUGAAAACAUAUUUCAACAAGUAUGUCAUUUAUACUCAUUAAGUAUAUGGUGGUUUCAGUGAGCAUUUUAGUAGAGGCAUUUUAUAGUGAGUAUUUUAAAGAUGUUAAUAGAUGCAGGUACCAAUGAAGAAUAAGAAAGGUUAGUCCAAUUUAAUAGAUGAACAGAUAUUACAUAAGUAAUGUAGUCUUACAGAUCUCUUUCCUCAGAAAAUGUCACUGAACUCAGUGGUGCUUACUUCCAGUAUGUGUUCAUACUGCAUAAUUAUAAUUCAUUCAGUAAAUUCCUAGGUAUACCCAAUUUUUUAAUAUUUACUAUUCUUUCAUUAACUUAAACUUAAUUCAUAAAACACUGUUACACAGAAGCUGAAUUAGUAUACUCCCUGAUUUUUCUUAAACAGGAGCUUAAUAUAAUUUGCAUUGGAAAUACAUUCAGUGGGACUAUGACUAUAGAUGCAUUGGGAAGUACUGGAAAGUGUUGUAUAAUAUAUAUAAUACUAAAUAUUUAAAGUAACAAGAUCAGUUGGAAAUAGAAUUGAGUCUGUCCUGGAUCAUAAAACUUAAAACUAAUUACAGGCCAAAUUUAUGAAGUUAAAAACAUUGGAUGAGGAAAUAUUAAAUAACAAAUUAUAUUUUAGCUCGAUUUUUAUGCAAUCUGCAGAACAAAUUAUGUACACUAUUUUUAUUGUGAUAAUUUAUAACACUAAUAUAUUUUACAUGCUACCCUGAUUGGUAUGGUGACACAUAUAUUUUUAAAACUAUUAGAUUAUGUAUAAUAUUUAAUUAUGCAUAUCUAAUAAAAUAUAUGCAAUUUGAAUAAUAUAAAAAUAGUAGUUUUUAAAAUAAUGCAGUGCAAAAAGAAGUAAUUUGCUGAAUUCUGCACCAGGUUAGAUCCUCCACAAACCAUUAUUCAGAUAUUAAUUUCAUUCUCUUGUAUUAAGUUGAACAAAACUAGUUUACAUCAUUUGUUUUACUGAUCUAGAGUUUGGACCAAGCCAAAAUAAAUUUAAAUAGCACUAUUUUAAUCGCAUUGAGAUGCAAUAUUUCAAUUAUUUGCAUUCAUUAUUUAUUUACUUCCCAUUUCACCUAGCAGCUAGGUCCUAACUUGUGUAUUAUAAAAAUGUUUCUGCAGUUGUUCAUUAUCAUAGCAGAGAUAUGUAGUAGAUCUCACAACUAUAGUAGGAAUUAUUUUUAUAUUUAUGCUUUUCGCUGUGCCCAAGACACCAAGCAUUUAUUUAUUUAUUUAUUUAUUGUUUUACGUUUUGUAUAAUGAACUAUUCUAACCCUUUUAAACUUUUGGUUUUUAUAAAAGCUCUAGAAAGUUUUUGAAGCAUCUAGAAUUUAUACUUCCAAUUUUCAAGGAAAGAAAGAAGGGCAUCAGAAAAAGGACAUGCAAUAUAGGCCAUCCUUCAUCUUGUGCAACCUGUUGGAAUAUGUUUUCUGAAUAUAAUUUUCUUUUUAAAAAUGUAAGCAUUACUCUUGCUUAUGUGCCCACC